Messenger RNA from Drosophila busckii, 2452 nucleotides. RefSeq names its product calnexin (gene Cnx99A). The transcript has 9 exons. The record is from RefSeq and is a predicted model, not a curated record. Gene Ontology annotation, molecular function: calcium ion binding. Gene Ontology annotation, biological process: protein folding. Gene Ontology annotation, cellular component: endoplasmic reticulum membrane; endoplasmic reticulum. Bases 189 to 1982 code for a protein of 597 amino acids. NCBI's taxonomy places the organism in Eukaryota, Metazoa, Arthropoda, Insecta, Diptera, Drosophilidae.
UUUUUGCUUUCGCUUUUCCGCAGCGCCCGCAGAACAAAGCAAUCGUUGAAUAGCAACGCAAGCAGUCGAACAUCGAAAAUCAAGCAAUAUUAACGUUUUCCGCACGCGAUUUGUGGGGCAGACGUAGUGUGCGAGAGAGAGAGUGACGAGAGAGCGCAGUGGUUGAAAACAAAACCACUAAAAGCAAAAUGCAGCAAAAAUUUGGCAGCAGCCGCGCAGCGCUGGCACUACUACUACUACUUGCAGCUGCAACCGUCGCCGAGCCAGAGAUUGAUGACUUCGACGAUGGAAUCGUGGAAGAUGUGCAGGAGGAAGCUGGCAACACACCCGCCGAAGAACUGGUUUAUGAGAGUCCCGUUAUCGAUAAAAAGAAAUUCCACUUUGCUGACCAUUUUGAUGAUAUCGAAGCAUCACGCAAAGUCUGGACCCAAUCUCAAGCCAAAAAGGAUGACAUUGCUGAAGAAAUUGCCAAAUAUGAUGGCAUUUGGAAUUGGGAGUCGCCUCAGCGUAUUGUUUGGGCCAAGGAUAAGGGCCUGGUGCUCAAGUCUAAGGCCAAGCACGCUGCCAUCUCAGCGCGCCUGCACAAGAAGUUUGAUUUUAAGUCUGAGAAGCCACUAGUCGUGCAGUAUGAGGUUACAAUGCAGGACGGUCAAGAGUGCGGUGGUUCAUACAUCAAGCUAUUGUCAGCCGGUAAGGAAACCGAAGAUCUGACCAAGUUCAAUGACAAGACACCCUACACCAUUAUGUUUGGACCGGACAAGUGCGGCAACGAUGUGAAAAUGCACUUCAUAUUCCGACAUGUCAAUCCAAUUAACGGCACCGUCACCGAGAAGCAUGCAAACAAACCAAAGAAUCGCUUGGAGGAACCAUUCAAGGACAAGCUACCACAUUUGUAUCAGCUGGUGGUGCGACCGGAUAACAGCUUUGAAGUACGCGUGGAUCACAAGAUUAUAAAUGAGGGCUCUCUGCUUACUGACUUUAAACCACCUGUAAAUCCACCAGCUGAGAUUGAUGAUCCCACUGAUCAAAAGCCCGCUGACUGGGAUGAUCGUGAGAAGAUUCCAGAUCCCUCAGCUGUUAAGCCCGAGGACUGGGAUGAUGAUGCAGUGCCACAGAUACCCGAUGUUACUGCUGCUAUGCCCAAUGGUUGGCUAGAAGAUGAGCCCGAUAUGAUUCCAGAUCCCACAGCCAGCAAGCCCGAAGAUUGGGAUACUGAAAUCGAUGGCGAAUGGGAGGCGCCACUGGUCGACAAUCCUGUAUGCGAGAAGGCUGCUGGAUGUGGCAAGUGGAAGACACCACUCAUACCCAAUCCAGAAUACAAGGGUAAAUGGCGUGCACCAAUGAUUGAGAAUCCCAACUAUCAAGGCAAGUGGUCACCACGCAAGAUAGCCAACCCAGACUUCUUUGAGGACCUUAUGCCAUUCAAAAUGACGCCAAUUACUGCUGUGGGCUUGGAGUUGUGGUCUAUGUCUAGUGACUUGCUCUUUGACAAUCUUAUCAUCACCGAUGAUGUGGAUGUGGCACGUGACUUUGCUGCCAACAGUUUUGAUAUUAAGCGUCGUUACAUUGCCAGCGAGUCGGAUUCAUUCGUCAAUAAGUUGCUAGAGUUUGCCAAGUCCAAUCCACAAGCCUGGACAAUUGGCUUAGUAGCCUUUGCUUCGCUGACUGUCAUUGGUUUCUACUAUAGAUUUGCUAAAGCUAAGAAACAGGACUCAGCAGCCACGGCUGCGGCUGCACAGGCCAAGAAGACGGAUGCAGUACAGCCUGAUGAUGAAGAUGAGGCUGCUGCCGAAGAUAAGGAAAGUGAAGACGAUACAAGUGCAGCAGCUGGUGACAGCAGCAGCGACAGCAAGCAGUCUACCAAACAGAAAAAGUCUGAUUUAGAUAUUAAAGAACAGCUCGAAGAAAAUGCUGACGAGCCCACACAGACUGAGGAAGCCACAGCGAAGUCAAGUCGCAAGCGCAAUGUGCGUAAGGAUUAGAGAAGACUUAUAAUCAAACAACUAAAGCUCGGAUUUUAAGAUACUUGAAACUUAACCCAAUUCCAAAAUGCAAUUUAGCAACAACAACAGCAAAACAUUUGAGCCAACAACAUGUCAUGCUUAAAAAUGUAUUCACUUUUAUGUUAUGAGAAUUCGUUUAGAAGAAUCAACCAUGGACCACUCACAAGGCAUGCUUUAUACCAAAAUUGUUGUUGGUAGUUCCAUAGUUAAAAGCGCGCAUACAGCUGCAUCUAAUUUAUCUUGCUAGUUUUUGUGGUUUGGUUUAGUUCGUUUAUACGUAUGUACUGCUGUAUUAUCAUCCUAUAUCUGUUGUAUUUAAUUAGCCACAUCUAAAUUGAAGUUGUCAUUUCAUGUUCUAUUUAAAACACAAAGAAUCUAGACAAUUGAGGAAAAGAUAACACUCACACAAAAAAAAAACACACACACACACACAUAUAUAUAUAGAGAAA